GGUUUUUUAAUGUAAAGUACCUUCCAUAUGUGGCUGGGGGAGAAACUGCCAUGGAUUUGGGCCUGGGUGUUGUGUCUUGCCCCCUCCCCCAGCAAACGAUCGUGGCUAGGAAACUUGCACAGAGGAAGUGGUUGAGGUUUGGUCUAUAGAUCUGGAGGGAAAGAGCUUCUGAUCAAAAUGAUUCAGCAAGAAACCUCCAUCCCACAGCACAGCCACCCCACCUGACUCAGCUAGGCUGUUGGGGGAACUCCGUCCCCUCCUGUUUCUUGACAGACCCCCUGCAGGCACAGGGCACCACCGGGCAGCAAGGACUGCCGCAGGGCACGAGCACUGCCGCGGGGCACGAGCACAGCCAGGCCCCGAGCCUCAUUGGGCCCAGCCUUCCGACCUCCCACACAACCACCAUGCGGUCAGCCUGGAUGCUGCUGGCCUGCUGCUGCGUUGUCUUGAGCGCCAUGGAGGGCCUUUCCAGAGAUUUUUGUCUCCAGAACCUUAAUUCAAGUGUGAAGCCAGGGUUUCCCAAAACAAUAAAGACCAACGACCCAGGAGUCCUUAAAGCUGCCAGACACACCGUUGAAAGGUUCAAUAACUGCACAAAUGACAUUUUCUUGUUCAAAGAGUCCCACGUCAACAGAGCCCUGGUCCAGAUAGUGAAAGGCCUGAAAUACAUGCUUGACAUGGAAAUUGGCAGAACCACCUGCAAGAAAACCAGCCAUGCCAGUCUGGACGACUGUGACUUCCAAACCAACCGCACCUUGACACAGACAUUCUGCUGCUACUCUGAGGUCUGGGUUGUUCCCUGGCUCCACAAGUUCUCAGUGCCUGUUCUCCUCUGUCACUGACAUCCUUCUCUUCCACAAGACUGCAGCUGUGACAAGCAUGCAGCAUGUCCCUCUGCUACUUUUCGUCAUAGCUUCAUUACUGGCUACCAGACACUGGAGACUCCCGAAGCAGGAUUUCAUGAGUGAGCAGAAAGGAAGGGCAAGUGGGUUCAGGACAGAGUAGAUGGGACAGUUUAGACCACCCAAUAACUAGAUUAAACAUGGGUAUGAACAUGAGACUGAGUAUCCGAUGGGAAUUAUCUGAGUAGGGAGAUGGCCCAGGGGGCAUGAGUCUUGGACGCCUGCAGAGGUUGUGUGUGUGGCCCUCCUGACUGUCCACUGAUCCCCAGGCUCAUGAUAAAAGAGCCAAGACAUCCAUCCAUUGAUCUGAGCACCAUGUGGGGGCCAAGUCUGUGACUGACCAUCUUGCCCUUUCAUGGAUAAAGUUAUGAAUAAAGAAUUGACCAUCUCAAAAGCAAUGACUAUAUGCUUUACCUUUAAAUGCAGAGUUAAGAGGAGAGGUGAGCACUGCAAGGGGUCUCCCUCACGAAGUAGCCUGAAGACUACCAAUUACUCCCAGAAAGCCCCCUGACUUGCCUCCUUCUGGUCAUUUAAUUUAGGGAUGGCGGUGAAAAACCGGAGCCCUGGUGGUGCAGUGUUUAA
Molecule: messenger RNA, 1484 nt
Organism: Trichechus manatus latirostris (Florida manatee)
Lineage: Eukaryota; Metazoa; Chordata; Mammalia; Sirenia; Trichechidae
Gene: CST7
Product: cystatin F
Exons: 4
Coding region: 405-842 (145 amino acids)
Biological process (GO): positive regulation of myelination; negative regulation of microglial cell activation; immune response
Cellular component (GO): lysosome; late endosome; endoplasmic reticulum
Molecular function (GO): cysteine-type endopeptidase inhibitor activity
Source: RefSeq, a predicted model, not a curated record